Molecule: messenger RNA, 2094 nt
Organism: Haliotis rufescens (red abalone)
Lineage: Eukaryota; Metazoa; Mollusca; Gastropoda; Lepetellida; Haliotidae
Product: carbohydrate sulfotransferase 8-like
Exons: 2
Coding region: 85-1194 (369 amino acids)
Biological process (GO): carbohydrate biosynthetic process
Cellular component (GO): membrane
Molecular function (GO): sulfotransferase activity
Source: RefSeq, a predicted model, not a curated record
ACUCGAGAGCCAGCAGCUACGGGUGUUUUGUCUUCUGGUCAUUUAGAGAGAGAUUUUAACUUUCCUCUUCACCAAAGUGCACAAAUGAAAGCGGAGCUGGAGUGCCGAUUUGCCCAAAGAAAAGACAUUUUAAAACGAGCCUGUAAUAAGGUUGGGAGCACUGAUUCGUCAAGACGAAUGAUAUUGACGCAUCCAAAAAAACAUAAAACCUCUGCAAUGUGUGUCAUACAAAAAGCUGGAAGUACUUACUGGAAUUAUGUUGUGGCUGUUUAUCGAAGACAUACUCAGACAAUGAUAGGCGAGGACUCCCAUAGCAAAAUAGUUAUUGGAAUAAAACAAACAAAGCUAAAUACACCACACACCCUAUUAACGUUUGUAAGAAACCCAUACACAAGAUUACUGUCGGGAUAUGUAGAUAAGAUUUUCUCAAUUAACCCUAUGUAUUGGAAAAAGGUGGGAUCUAAAGCCGCCGAGACUGUUCGCGGUAAGGAGAUUUCCAGUGCUGGAAAUGCAUCGUGUGGCUCCGACGUUACUUUUGCGGAGUUUGUGGACUUCAUUCUUUACAGCAACGACAACAAAAUGGAUAUUGAUAGACAUUUUAAUCCUAUUCACAGACACUGCGGCUUUUGUAAUGUUGACUAUGACUAUAUAGGGAAGAUGGAGACGUUUGUGGAUGACAUGGUGUUUGUGAGUGACGUGAUGGGACUUCUGAAAUAUGACAAAUCAAGGGAGGCUGUUAUACAUUGGGGUCUAGAAGGGGUGCAUCAUAUGAUUUACUCAAAUGCGUUCAAUGUGUUUACAUCGAGGCGGCUGCAAAUGGAAAGAUGUGGAGUGACACUUAUUGAAGGACUUCGUGUAACCUGGAAAAGAUGGCAGAUUCGAGGAAUGAUAUCUAUGGAUCUCCCAUUUCCACUGAAAGCAGAUGAAAAUCAUGUGACAUUUGAAAGAUUCAAUGAGUUAGCACAGAAGGCGCACAAUGAGUCUGAUCCUAAAGUCUUAUCGGAGGGGAAAAAGAGAGCACUCAGAGAAGCAUAUGGGUCACUGACCUAUGAGGCCAAGGUCAGACUGAGGAAGCUUUUUGAACCCGAGUUUCAGAUGUUUGAAUAUGAUCCUAUGCCAGACUACGUUUAUGGAAAAUAUCGAAAGGAUGACAAAUUUAGCUUUUUUGAUAAUAAAUUCCUACGGGAUAGAUGAGAUUAAAUGUCCACUUUACCCUCAUUAUAUACACCAUACAAUAUACCUAUGUCACGUUUCCAUUCAUCUUAACUGGCAUACACUAACUUGAACUUGUUCAUCCCUUUGGAAAAUUUAGCAUUUGACGGUGCCUAUUUUAAUUUUUAAAUAUACAGGCGACUAAGCUUUACAUGAACAUUGUAGUAUAGCUAUCUCUAGCUUAAAGGUUUGGUUACAAGUUGUGAUUCUGCAUUAAUUUGUCAAUCCUAGUAGGUUUGUGCCCUGAUCACAUAACUGUUUCUUGUACAAGACAGGGUUUUACGAGAAUCGCGCAAAACAUCCUGCAAUAAAUACAUAUGCGAUGUAGGGAGUGGAUUUAAUGUAGAGGUUGCACGGUAGAUGGGAUGGGGUGUACGAAUUUGGAAAAUGACAUUUGACAUUUUGUUCCUGUACGUAUAUAGAUGUGUAUGAGGUGUAUGGCAGUAAAAAAACAUACAAUUCAAUUGUUUGAAUCCUGUGCGUUUUGAAGAAUCGUGGUUAAGUGAACUCAUGCGAGGUUCUUUCGGCAUCCAGACAAGACGCAUUAGGUUUUGGAGUAGAAUCUUGAUAUCGUUUCUUGACAUGUUUUGUCCCUGUUUCCUUUGAAAACCAACUUUCGUUUGAAACUUUUUUUAUGUUGAAAAACCUGUAAAAUCAAUUUUAGCCUUCAACUAAGCUCUAUAUUUGAGCUGUCAAAAUCCAAAACAGGCAUAUGCUGAAAAAAUCAAGGGUUUACUUAAGGUCUUAAACGCAGAUUUAUUCGACAUAAAAGACAUGUUUUAAGGUGUUUAUGAGUAAAUGUGAUACAGUUACCUUGAAGAAUAUUUUCAUAAGGUGUCACCAUAAUAAAUAAAUAUAAAUGUGUCUCUGCCGAUUAGGGGG